AUAUAUACCGGUAUUUGUCAUUAAGCAGAGGUGGCGGGUCAUCACGCCAUUUUGAACAGGCGCUGCGGGGACAGCUGUCGGCAGGGGUCCUUUCCAUCGUCAACACCGGAACUACACGUGAACAGAAGAGGGGUCAGAGGUCAGGAUGGGUCGCUCCUCAAAAGACAAGAGGGACAUUUACUACCGUCUGGCCAAAGAGGAGGGCUGGAGAGCGAGGAGCGCCUUCAAGCUGCUGCAGCUCGAUCAGGAGUUCAACCUGUUCUCAGGUGUGAACAGAGCAGUUGAUCUGUGUGCAGCUCCUGGCAGCUGGAGUCAGGUCCUCAGUCGGAAACUCAGAGGGCAGGAGGAGAAGGCUGAGAAGGCUGAGGGGGGUGAGGAGGUGAAGAUCGUGGCGGUGGACCUGCAGGCCAUGGCUCCUCUGCCGGGAGUCACUCAGAUCCAGGGAGACAUCACCAAGGUGUCGACAGCUCAGGAAAUCAUCCGUCACUUUGAGGGUCAGCCGGCCGACCUGGUGGUGUGUGACGGAGCUCCAGAUGUAACCGGGCUCCAUGACGUGGACGAGUACAUCCAGGCUCAGCUUCUAUUGGCUGCUCUGAACAUCACGACUCACGUCCUCAAACCUGGAGGGACGUUUGUGGCCAAGAUCUUCAGAGGUAAAGAUGUGACCCUGCUGUACUCUCAGCUGAAGAUCUUCUUCAGUGGUGUGACCUGCGCCAAGCCUCGCAGCAGCAGGAACUCCAGCAUCGAGGCCUUCGUGGUGUGUCAGAAUUACUCUCCUCCUGAAGGUUACGUCCCCAACAUGUCCAACCCUCUGCUGGAUCAUUCCUACGAUGUGGACUUUAACCAGUUAGAGGGUCCGAACCGCGUCAUCGUCCCCUUUCUGGCGUGUGGUGACCUCAGCGCCUUCGACUCAGACAGGACCUACCCUCUGCAGCUGGACGCUGGUAAACAGUACCAGUACACGCCCCCCACGCAGCCGCCCAUACGCCCCCCCUACCAGCAGGCCUGCCACCUCCGCAAAAACAACCUGCUGUCCAGAGAGGACGCUCUGUCCAACCGUCCCAACCAGAGUCAAGACGAGACGGAUCCACCGGCCGAGUCCACCUGAUCUGUCUGACUGCUGCUGAUUGGUGGAAAAGGAAAAGAGUUAUCAUUGAAAGGAACAGAGCAGCAGUUUCUUUUCUGUCGAUAAGAAGAUGGAAAUAAGUUUAGUUUCUGUGUGUACAGAGCAGAGGUAAGACUUGUCUCUGGUCUUGGUGCUAAACUAGACUGAACAUGCUCUGGACGACCGCUGCACUGGAUGUUUUCCAAUAAGAGGAGUGUGUUUUCAGUUUUUCCUAAUUUUAAGGGGAAUAUUUUGUGUCAGAUUCUUCAUCCAUCAGGCUGAGGAACUGCAAACAUUUUUAUAUUUUAAAAAUAAAAGUCAUUUCUUGGAGGCAAACGAACAUCGUGGUUGACAGGAAUUGUUUUAUAAAAGUGAUUGAACUCUCAAUUUUGUCUUUUUCUGUAAACAGUGUCCAGUUUUAUUUAAAUAAUAAAAAACAGAUGAAACCACA
Messenger RNA from Epinephelus lanceolatus (giant grouper), 1556 nucleotides. Lineage: Eukaryota; Metazoa; Chordata; Actinopteri; Perciformes; Serranidae. The record is from RefSeq and is a predicted model, not a curated record.